UGUCAUGUUUCUCCCUCGAGUGAAUGUAUUCGUGUUUGUUUUCAACCAGUUUUUAACAUUCAUUGCGUGGAUUCGGCGACCUAAUAAACGGACAGCGAACAUUUAAGGAUUUUAAGAACUGUGAGGUAGGAUUUGCCGUGAAAGUGUUUAACUUGUCUAUUUUUUUAAUAAUCAGAAAUUUCAAAAGACAAUACAAAUCGGACUGACACUCCUGAUAAGAGCAAUUUAAUCGGAAAGAAAAUGAGAAAGUAAGAUUGGUAAUUGAAUUAGAGCCCGGGUUCAGCCAUUGGCUACAAGAGGCCUGGUGCCCCCGCAUUCUCCCCUAAAAGCUCCUCCCCUCACGCUUGCAAACACUUGGACCACAUCUUAUAAGAGCCUCUGAGAGUCAUGUCCUUGCCAUCAUCUGAUCAGAAAACCCAGCGGAGAGCAGGAGAAAGGUUUUGAACUCCCGCCCCCUUCCAUCACUCAUUCUGGAGGGAGGCGUGCAAGUCCCCCAGAACCGAACAGAUCGCCUCCGUUCAUCUCCAAUUGGACUCUUGACUCGCCUUCAAACAUGCAAUUAGAGAACAUCCUCCCCAGUGCUCUACCCAAGACUUUUUACAACCUCUCCUCGUCGGACAGUGCCAACAACAGUCCGAGGCCGCCGUCGCAACUCGAUUAUCAAGAAGUGGAGCGAGCGGAAGCGGAGUCCAACAGUGCUCCUAAAAAAUACCUGCAGGGGAACGGGAUGUUAGGUGACCCAGAGGGGGACACGUUCUCUAAAACCGGCCCCGAUGGGAGGAAAGGCUCCCCGGUGCUCGGUGAGGACGAACUGACCAGCGGUCGGCGGUACAACUUAGACGAACUGGGUUCUGAUCGCUAUUUCAUCUCGUCAUCUCAGGCGAGUUCCGACAUGGCGAGUCCGUGUUCUUUAUUUCCGUACGCGGGGCAAACUGGCUCCGUUUACACGGGCACCACCGGGUCCAGGUACCCGGCUUCACUCCAUUACGGAUCAGUUUUGCCGCCCGCCGGGUUCUCAUCUCCGUCCGUGUGCACCGGGCGGACCCAGUUCGGCAGCGGGGGGUACCAGUUCAGUCAGGGGCCCGGCUGCUUGUACCCGUCUUAUCCCGGGACCGGCAUCAGCUCCAUGUCUUUGCCGGGAUCCGGCACCGGCCCGCGGGCGCAGGUGUAUCUUUGCAACCGGCCUCUGUGGCUCAAGUUUCACCGGCAUCAGACUGAAAUGAUUAUCACCAAGCAGGGCAGACGGAUGUUUCCGUUCCUGAGCUUCAACAUCACCGGGCUGAACCUCACGGCCCAUUAUAACGUCUUUGUGGAAGUCGUUCUGGCCGACCCGAAUCACUGGCGUUUUCAAGGAGGAAAAUGGGUCACUUGCGGCAAAGCGGACAAUAAUAUGCAAGGUAACAAAAUGUACGUUCAUCCUGAAUCCCCAAACACUGGCGCUCACUGGAUGAGGCAAGAAAUCUCUUUUGGCAAGUUGAAGCUGACGAACAAUAAAGGGGCCAACAAUAAUAACACACAGAUGAUAGUCUUGCAAUCCCUACACAAAUAUCAACCACGGCUGCACAUUGUCGAGGUGACAGAGGACGGAGUGGAAGACAUGAGCAAUGAGGCCCGAACUCAAACCUUCACUUUUCCUGAAAACCAGUUUAUAGCCGUCACCGCUUACCAGAAUACAGAUAUCACACAGCUGAAGAUUGACCACAAUCCAUUCGCAAAAGGCUUUCGGGACAACUACGACUCAAUGUACACAGCCCCCGAGAGUGACAGGCUGACCCCAUCUCCAACAGACUCUCCACGAUCAACCCAAAUAGUUCCCGGUGCUCGCUACGCCAUGCAACCCUUCUUUCAGGACCAGUUCGUCAACAACUUGCCCCAAAACCGCUUCUACAGCAGCGAACGGGCCGUGCCCCAAACCAACAGCCUGCUGUCACCGCAAACCGAGGACGCCACCGCCGCCGCCUCAGCCCAGCGUUGGUUCGUCCCACCGGUACAGCAGCCCGGCUCCAACAAGCUGGACCUUUCCUACGACAAUGACUAUUCCACCAGUAGUCUGCUGUCCUACGGCAUCAAACCUCUAUCCCUACAGACGUCCCACGCCCUUAGCUACUACCCGGAUUCGGCCUUUGCCUCCAUGGCUGCCGGAUGGGGCACAAGAAGCUCCUACCAGCGCAAGAUGACCACAGGCUUGCCCUGGUCCCCUCGGCCAAGCCCGCCAGCCUUUGUGGAGGACCAACUGGGGGCCACGAAAGACAAGCUCCCGGACGAAACGGCACCGUCGACCACCGCCUGGAUUGAGACUUCUCACUCGCUGAAAUCUGUGGAUUCUAGCGAUGCCAGCGUGUACUCCAUGGUGUGCAAGAGGCGCAGGAUGUCCCCCGGGGGUUCCAGUACUGAGAACUCUCCCAGCAUAAAGUGUGAAGACUUGACCGCUGAGGAUUACAAUAAGGACAACCCAAAAGGCAUGGGUUAUUAUGCAUUCUACACAAGCCCCUAAGACUAUAAUUUAUUCAAACUUAAUAUACCUGAGUGCUUGCCAUUCCUUGUUAAUAUCUUUUUUUCUCUUUUCUCUAAAGGUGCCAAAGCUUAGUGUUGCUCCCCCAAGCAAGCUGCACAAGGUUUUUUUUCCCAGGCCAACCCCUCUCGCUCAUACCUGAGCAGAAACAUGCAUAGUGAUUGUUGUUUUUGAACAAGCAUGCCCCUUUUUAAAUUCAUUUAUUUCAUUUUUUUUUUUUAAAGCAAAUGGAAUUUGUUCUGCCCCCCUCCCCUACUCCCGCAGUGUAUUUAAGUCGUUCCCAUUGUACAAUAUUUGUGCACUUUAGAAUGUGAUGUAACAUGUAAAAAAUUUGUCUUCAUGGAGGUGUUAUUAAAUGGAAAAAUAAAGCUGCUUUUCAUAAAGCAUCA
This is a messenger RNA of Corythoichthys intestinalis (scribbled pipefish), 2901 nucleotides long. RefSeq names its product eomesodermin homolog a (gene eomesa). The transcript has 6 exons. Lineage: Eukaryota; Metazoa; Chordata; Actinopteri; Syngnathiformes; Syngnathidae. Gene Ontology annotation, molecular function: RNA polymerase II cis-regulatory region sequence-specific DNA binding; DNA-binding transcription factor activity, RNA polymerase II-specific. Gene Ontology annotation, biological process: positive regulation of DNA-templated transcription; CD8-positive, alpha-beta T cell differentiation involved in immune response; endodermal cell fate specification. The record is from RefSeq and is a predicted model, not a curated record. The coding region runs from base 554 to 2494 and encodes 646 amino acids. Gene Ontology annotation, cellular component: nucleus.